UGCACUCGGAGGCUUCAGUUGAAAGCGCGACUUCGUGCGACGCGGUUGUGUCGCUCCGUCAUAGGGAAUACGUCCGAGUUCAAGCCGUGAGAUACUCAGAUACCCAAAUACAGUGGGUAGCCGACAGGACUGUGAAAACUGCGCCAUAGUGUUUGGAUUGGCAUGUGUGAAGUAGCGUUCGCGAUCGAGCAUAUAUAUUAUAUAAUUUAUGCGAACCAAUUUGGCGCGACGGUGUGCGAGUGCUCUUGACUUUGUUUGGAGCAACUGCAUCUGAGACUGGAGACUGCAGACUGGCAGUGCAACUGGAAGCGCUGUCUCUGACAUUUGAUCUUUGCAAAGAUCACAUCACAUCACACAGUGCAUCGCAUCGGGUGUGUGUGCGGAGAAGGACGGUCGACCAAUAUCGUCGACCAUAUGGAAUAUAUUUUAGCUAACCACCUACAGCGACAAUUAGUUUGUUCAAUUUAAGACUCUCCGAUUGCCAAGAUUGAAGCUCAACACCGCCGACCACCCCCAACAGUCCCAGCUGUCCCCGACAUCUCACCAAUCGGCAAAAUGUUGGCGCUAAUGAUCCCCACGCAUUCGCGACUUUUGGCCCUGGCUUUGUUCUGCUCGGCGUUAUUUUUGGCCAGUGAGGCCCAGAACUCUAUCCAGGGAGCUAGUCCUGCCUCGCACCUAAUGCAGAAGACCUCGUUCUCCUGCGCCGGUCGUCCUGCCGGAUACUAUGCGGACGUGGAGACGGGCUGCCAGGUAUACCACAUGUGCGAUGGCCUGGGCCGGCAAUUCAGCUACACGUGCCCCAACACCACCCUCUUCCAGCAGAGGAUGCUCAUCUGCGAUCACUGGUACAUGGUCAACUGUUCCAAGGCGGAGAGCAACUAUGCAGCGAAUCUGCUGAUUGGCCAGAGGGACAAGCCCUUUGUAAACGACGAGGAGAACAACUUACGCACACCUCGGCCCGACCUUCUGGAUCGACCCUAUGCCCCGGACUAUUCUGGCGAGUCCUUCCGCAGCCAAUACAAGCAACUAUCACCCAGUCCGAAUCAGAUCCGGGAUGAGUCCCUCAAGGCCGGAAGUCCAGGAAAAUUCGAUCCCCAGGCGUCGCAGACACGCUGGAGGAUUCCCCCUCCAAGCCGGACCAUCUUACCACCAGCUUACGAGCCACAGAUAGAGCUACCAAGCAGCACAGUCAGGCCAAGGAUCACCACCCCUACCACAACGACUCGCCCCACCACCACCACUGUUUUCACGACCACAACAACCCGAAGGCCAUCGGUGGCCACAAAACGCACAGAGGCUCUGCACACACGUCGUCCCAGCUUCCCAGCGAUUGAGGUGCCAGACACGGACGACCUGGGAACUAGCCACAGCACACGGUACAACACCUCCGCUGACUUUAACUCUGCAGAGUCACCCAGCAAGCAGACCAGCACUAAGCUGGUAAAGUUCAUCAAGCCGCCCUCGAAGAUCUAUGAGCCGCCCUACGUGUAUCCCAUCUACAAUUUGGAGGAGCCCCAGCCGAGCGGUGCCGUUGCCUCGGGAAUCCGCACAUCCACAGCGGCUCCGUUCAGUCCUGUCCCCAGCCGGCCAGAGACGACUACCACGACUGCACGACCACUUAGUAGACCAACGACUUUGGCUGGCGUGCCUUUCUCCUUUGCCACACCACCCACCACAGCGACCACCUUGGGAGCUCCGCCGCGUAGUGACAACCGAACUCCGGCGCCAGCGCAGAGCUUCCGUCUGGCUACUCCUCCUAGCACACCAGCCCCACCGGCAUCCCCUGCGCAGCUGCCCUUCAACGAUCUUCUGCCGCCUUUUGUGGAUUUUGUGCCUCACGAUAUAGCCACCACCCAAGGCCCUCCCAUUUAUUACGAGUGGAAGAUACCCUCGAACGGACUUGAACCGCCCAAGCUUGAUCCGCCCAUCGGAGUGGACGGGCGGGAGUACCCAGAAACCGACGGCAACUACGGCACGGGUGUCUCAAGCAAAUCGGAGAUCUUCAGCACCCGGCUCAACGACAUCGUCAGCCAUCAAAAGCCAUCUGUCCAGCAAUCCAGCACCAGCCGCCGAGUACCCAUUUCACGGUCCAUCAAGGCCAAAGAAGAGGAGGCUCAGCCGCAGCAGACGGCAGAGCGCCGCUCAGAUGUGGUAGCUAGCUCCACCGACAUUAGCCACCUUCGCAAACAGUUGCUCAUCCCAGAGUACGCCUUCCCGCUGGAGUCCAUCGGACGCACUGGCUACGGGCCGGGCAGUGGUGUCGUAGCGGGUGCAGGAGCCACCGGAGACCUAUACAACUCGUUCCAGUUGAAGAUUCCCGAGCAGCGGGCCAAGUGGUUCGGUGAGAACCCCAAGUGCCCGGAGUGCCAUCCAUCGUUUGUUCUUCCGGGCACCUGUGAGCCGUGUCUGCGCAGAUAGUCCCCAAUCCAUCUGCCCCCUUCUCCCAAUUCCGCAUUUCAUUAUCCGCAUCCGCAUUCGCAUCCGCAUUUGCUCCUAGCCCUAGUAUUAGCCGCCGCUGAGAAGCCCGGAGAGAAGCAUCUACCACGCAUUUAAGUGUUAAUGUUAUUGUAUAUCCGCAGAUUAAUAAUUAAAGCUACGCAAAUAAC
Drosophila bipectinata is the source of this 2606-nucleotide messenger RNA. The record is from RefSeq and is a predicted model, not a curated record. Lineage: Eukaryota; Metazoa; Arthropoda; Insecta; Diptera; Drosophilidae.